AUGCCUUCGUUAUCAUGGCAACCGAAUUACUUUACCAAGUGGGUGGAAGCUGUGCCAAUGAAGUCGGUCAGCCAGGCCGAUGUGAUAAGGUUUGUGAAGCGUGAGAUAAUACACCGCUUCGGCCUGCCUGAGACCCUCACCUGCAAUAAUGGGUCAGUUUUCUCCUGGGGGGAAGUGUCUCAGUUUGCGCAGGAGUACAGCAUGAUUGUUACCUUCUCAACGCUCUAUUAUGCACAGGGCAAUGGUCAAGCCGAGGCAAGUAAUAAAGUUAUCAAGGCAAAUUUGUUCAAAGUCAUCGAUGACAACCCUAGGUCCUGGGUAGAGAUGCUGUCAGAAGUUCUGUGGGCUUUCAGGACCUCAAAGAGGAUAGUGAUAGGGACAACCCCCUAUGCGCUAACCUUUGGUCAUGAUGCUAUCCUGCCUAUGGAAGUGAUCAUAGAGUCCCUACGGGUGGCAAGACAAUACGAGAUGUCCCCUAAUCAGUAUAAGGACUCCAUGAUGGCUGAGCUUGAUGAGUUAGACGAAGAACGUUUGCUGGCCCUCGAUCGGGUACAGGCUCAAAAGGCCAAAGUGGCUAAGGCCUAUAACAAAAUGGUUAGGCCUAAAGCAUUUUCUGAGUCAGAUCUAGUUUUGAAGGCCAUGUUACCAAUUGGGCACAAGGAUCCCAAAUUUGGGAAGUGGUCGCCUACCUGGGAAGGACUGUUUGUUGUACAUCAGGUCUUGAAGGGUGGGGCGUAUCACUUGAGAAUAGUGGAUGGCCAAGUGCAGCUAAGGCCGUUGAAUGAUAAGAAUUUAAAAAAGUACCACCCAACAAUGUGGGAGGUCAUAAAAUGA
This is a messenger RNA of Telopea speciosissima, 834 nucleotides long. RefSeq lists its product as uncharacterized. Gene Ontology annotation, biological process: DNA integration. Gene Ontology annotation, molecular function: nucleic acid binding. Lineage: Eukaryota; Viridiplantae; Streptophyta; Magnoliopsida; Proteales; Proteaceae. The coding region runs from base 1 to 834 and encodes 277 amino acids. The record is from RefSeq and is a predicted model, not a curated record. The transcript has a single exon.